Thalassophryne amazonica is the source of this 2930-nucleotide messenger RNA. RefSeq names its product solute carrier family 15 member 1a (gene slc15a1a). Gene Ontology annotation, biological process: oligopeptide transport; transmembrane transport. Gene Ontology annotation, cellular component: membrane. The record is from RefSeq and is a predicted model, not a curated record. The transcript has 23 exons. The coding region runs from base 274 to 2448 and encodes 724 amino acids. Lineage: Eukaryota; Metazoa; Chordata; Actinopteri; Batrachoidiformes; Batrachoididae. Gene Ontology annotation, molecular function: dipeptide transmembrane transporter activity.
AGUGCUGAUUUCACAAACACUAUUUUUCCUUGAGCUCCUAAAGCUUAUUUACCUGCCUCGUCUUUUCCUGACUUCAUUUCUUAGUGCUUAAUAGUUUUUAUGAUAUUGGGGCCUGUCCUGGCUGUGUUCGAUGUUUCCACCCCUCAUAAAAUGUUGCACAGUCAGAUCAAAGACUACUGAGAUGUGAUAUCACAUGAACACAAGUCAGAUCUCUGCUGAACGGUUAAGGACCAAUAACCCGCUGUUCCCCGUCAGGAUCUCACUGGAACCAUUAUGACUGAUAAAGAUCCCAAGAAAGGAAAGAAAAGGGGGAAGGGCAAAGAGGUGUGUGGUUACCCCCUCAGUAUUUUCUUCAUUGUCGUGAAUGAAUUCUGCGAACGCUUCUCCUACUAUGGCAUGCGCGCCGUGCUGGUGCUGUACUUUAAGUACUUCCUGCUGUGGGAUGAUGACUUGGCCACCUCCAUCUACCACACCUUUGUGGCUUUGUGCUACUUGACACCCAUCCUUGGCGCCAUUGUAGCCGACUCCUGGCUGGGAAAGUUUAAGACCAUUAUCUAUUUGUCUAUUGUCUACGCGCUCGGCCAGGGUGCAAUGGCUGUCAGUGCAAUCCAUGACAUUACUGACACGGACAAAAACGGGACGCCGGACAACAUGACCUUUCACGUCGCCUUGUCAAUGGUGGGACUUUUCCUCAUCGCUCUGGGCACCGGUGGCAUCAAACCUUGUGUGGCGGCCUUUGGUGGAGACCAGUUUGGCGAGCACCAGGACAAGCAGAGGAGGACUUUCUUCUCUGUGUUCUACCUGUGCAUCAAUGGAGGGAGCCUCCUGUCAACCAUUAUCACGCCGAUCCUCAGAGCUCAGCAGUGUGGCAUUCACACUCAGCAGGAAUGUUACCCUUUGGCCUUUGGAGUUCCUGCAGCGCUAAUGGUGGUUGCUCUCGUGGUGUUUAUCGUUGGGAGUGGGAUGUAUUACAAAGCAGAACCAGAGGGAAAUAUCAUGCUCAAAGUGUGCAAAUGUAUUGGGUUUGCCAUAAAGAACCGCUGUAGGCAUGGAAGCAGUACAAAGAAAGAGCAUUGGAUGGACUGGGCUGAGGACAAGUAUGAUAAACUCCUCAUAGCUCAAAUCAAAAUGGUGUUGAAGGUCCUGUUUUUGUACAUCCCUCUUCCGAUGUUCUGGACCCUGUUUGACCAGAAGGGUUCUAGAUGGACUCUUCAAGCCACAACCAUGGAUGGAAACUUUGGGGCACUCAUUGUACAGCCUGACCAGAUGCAGACAUUCAACCCCAUCCUGAUCCUGACUCUGGUACCAAUAAUGGACAGCCUCAUCUACCCGCUGAUCAAAAAGUGUGGCCUGAACUUUUCACCUCUGAAAAGAAUGACGGUGGGGAUGUUUCUGGCAGCGAUGGCUUUUGUCUGUGCUGCUGUGGUCCAGCUUCAGAUUGAUCAAACGCUGCCCGUUUUCCCAUCAACAUCCCAGAGUCAGUUAAAAUUACUUAACAUGGGCAAUAAUAAAGUGACAGUCACUCUACCGAAUCACAAGCCAGUGGAGCUUAAUGCAGCCAAGGCGAGUGAGGAAUAUUAUACUUUUGAAAACGACCAGAUCACAGUAUCAACAGGGAGCCCUACCGUGACCAAAUCUGUUCCUCUGACCAUGAGCAAGAGACAAACACUUCUCAUUCCAGCAAACCUCAGUGACAAAUGGCCAUUGACUUAUGAUUUGACUUCGAAGCCACAGAAGGGCAACAAUGCAGUCAGAUUUAUUAAUGGAAUGACUCAACGUGUGAAUGUAUCCAUUGCUGGUGCAGACUUUGAACUCAUUGAGCCAUUUUCUUACACCAACUAUUCCCUCAUAAAAAAUGGAAAGACAACCAUCAUCAUUCAGAGGGAAUCGCAGUCGUGUAAGUUCAUCAGGGAGUUUGGAUUUGGAAGUUCGUACGGUUUUCUUAUCCCCAGCACGUUCACUUUUGCACCUGAGUGUCAGACGUCUAUUCCCGAGGUUGAAUAUAUUAAGCCAAACUCGGUUCACAUGGCCCUCCAGAUCCCACAGUAUUUCUUCAUAACUGCUGGUGAAGUGAUGUUUUCUGUUACCGGUCUGGAGUUCUCUUACUCACAGGCACCGAGCAACAUGAAGGCAGUGCUGCAGGCCGGCUGGCUGUUAACCGUCGCUGUCGGCAACUUCAUCGUUCUAAUUGUGGCUGAAGUUGCAAAGCUUCCCCAAAAGUGGGCUGAAUACCUCCUCUUUGCCUCACUCCUGGUUGUGGUAUGUAUAAUCUUCUCCAUCAUGGCAUAUUUCUAUACCUACAUCGACCCCACUGAGAUCGAGGCCCAGUUCAGGAAGAAAACCGAUGAUGACGAUAAACACAAGAACACGCAGAAGGCAGGUGUCGAGAUGAAGAAGAAGGAUUCAUGGCAGGAUCGUGAUGAAGACGAUCGUGGGAAACAAACUUAAAUGUGAACAAUUUAAGCUAUUGCACCUGCACUUAUUUUGAAAUUAACUCUGCUCGUGUAAUUCUACGUGUGUGCUCUUCAUAUUAUUUACUUUAAUGAAAAAUUUUGUUUUUGCUGAGCACAGUAGGUAUGUUCAAUUUUCUAUCCUUAAAAAAAAAACACUCCAAAAUAUGACCAUUUCUGGAAGCAUUUCCAGAAAUUUUGCAAAUUACUUUAUGUUCAGUGGUUUAGGAUUAGGAUUACAAUAAGGGUCUGGGUUAGGGUAUAAUUUUGCUAAAUACAUAAAAUAUUUAGAAAUUUGAACAAGACUUCUGCUUCCGGAUGACAGCUUUGUACACUUUCUGGAGUCUUGCACAGUAGUGCAAUUCCAUUAUGGUCCAGGUUCCACUUACAGUAGUGUUCAGAAUAAUAGUAGUGCUAUGUGACUAAAAAGAUUAAUCCAGGUUUUGAGUAUAUUUCUUAUUGUUACAUGGGAAACAAGGU